Messenger RNA from Peronospora belbahrii, 393 nucleotides. The record is from the annotation of a GenBank genome assembly. Lineage: Eukaryota; Oomycota; Peronosporomycetes; Peronosporales; Peronosporaceae.
AUGCAGUCCACAGUACUCCAGACCUGCCGCCGCGCUGCCUUUGUUAGCCGCAUGUCCUCUGCUCGUGCCUUCACCACGUACUCUGGUGGCCAUCCCUCCGAGGGCCAAGGCGGCUUCUAUGGUUCGGCAAAAACGCGCUCCGAGGCCAAUUCCAAGUUCAGUCCUGGCGCCCGCGCUGAGCCACAGGAUCUGACCAAGCUUCAGCAGCUCAUGACAAAAUGGGAAGCGCAAAAGGCUUCACUGCCAACCGAAGAGCAGAAGAAGGCGCUUGCACGGAUCGCCAGCGAAGAGGAGACGCUCAUACAGCGAUUGCUUAGCCGAGGCACGCCCGUGUGGGGCCUCUCUACGCAACAGCGUCAGUUCGUGGCUGAGUGCAGCAAAAUCAGCGGCUAG